AUGAACGUUGGGGAACCCUUCCAUCUCGCGUCAUACCCUAUUUCGCGCCAUAAAAAGUCGCCCAAAAGACAACACUUGUUUGCAACACACGAAAAGGUCGCGUCUGAGGGAUAUGUGACUACUACAGUCCAAGGAGACGGUGUCCAUGUUCUCGAUCUUUCGACAGUACACCCAGUCAUAUCCCAUACACUCGGACCCUCAACAAGCUUCAGUUGCCCAUCUAUUUCGGUGGUAGAGUCGCAACAAAAUGUUUGCAGGACGUAUGCGGUCAUCGCUUCAUCGGCAGAUGUUGAGUUAGACGCCUGUGGACGCACAAUAUGGGUCUGGAAAGAAGAUACCUCUUCAACAGAGCCUUCCUCGCAAACGAAGAAAGUUGCAGUGAUGCCCCACUCAAUUUUCAACAUAUUCUCGCCUUCUCCGAAGGCAAUACUAUUCUCGUCUCCCACUGGCGACUGGACUUUGGCAGACCAGGAUCUCAAUAUUCGAGAUGCGCGCCUACCACUUGCUACGACUUCGACUGUGCUCCACUCCUUCGUCUUUCCGAGCGCGUUCCUGUCAGCAUACUCUGGAUGCACAACCAUCGUCUCACUGGAAGCAACAAAAGAAGGGUUGACCAAUAUUCGCGUUCUCGUCGUGAAAGGGGAAACUGAAGUAGCAGAAUGCGGGGUCUGCGCUCUCCCGAUACUUUCGGACCAAAUUGUCGCUACAUCUUGCAGCGCUUCUGGUUUUCUCACCAUCAUCACAAAGGAUGGUUCCUGGAACUCCUUCCAGCUCGAACAGACCAGCGAUGCUAUCGGCGUCUACGAAGCCGCUCAACCCAUCCGCCUGAAAUCAUUGUCAUUCAUCGGGAACGAAGAUGACCAAGAGAUUUGCUUAGUCGCGCUGAACACAUCUCUUGUAUUCCUCGCGGCCAUUGCCUCGUCUUCCCGAACCAUCGUUCUCCUUAUUUGGGACCUCCAAUACUCUGUCUUACUCGCCUCUCAAAGCUUCGCCAUUCCCUCAACUCUUUCCGGUCUGACUAGUAUAUCUAUCGCAAUCCAGCUGACCAAAUCUACCUCUCCGCAAGCCCUCUUAAUAGUGUCGCCCCCGUUAUCAGACUCAGCACCGCCUAAAUCGACGCGCUCAAGCAUCUUCGCUGUUCCACUCACAUUUCCAAAGUCGUCGACACUGAGCAACGCGAUGGGACGCGCAAGUAUGGAUAAUCAAUGGCUCGAAGUCCCUAAAUCAGAAGAGACGCCGCAGACGAAGAUUGUUCAACAAAUCCAACAGGCCUUCGCAAAGAAAGACUCGGUGAAAGCCGAAACCGCAUUCUUUGCGUGGGCCAAUGAAAAGGAGUCUGACAGCGCUUUUGGUCAUUCCCUCCUCAGCGAUAUCCUCACUGCAGUGCUUCACACCUCCGGCGCAUAUUCUCACAGGAUCGUUAAAUUCCUUCUGGAGAAGCGUGUUGUUAGCGCCAGCAUGGUGGAUGGCGGCUUGUUGACGGCGUUGAAGCAUCACAAUGAUUGGAACGCGAUCCAAGUAUGCACCCAGACUGUGCUCGACAUUUCCGAGUCAGACUUAGUGUUUGUUCUACGAGAAGUGAUUAGGACCAGCUCAGACCCCAACGCCAUGGAAGUCGACUUGCUUGGCACUGCCCCUUCACUCCCCGUAUUCCUCGACUCAUGUGUCCGCUAUCGCACUUCGCCAACAGCCCUGCGGAUAGCUCUCCACGAGUACCUCACCCAAGCCGAAGAGGUCCUACCAGUUUUGGAAAUACUGGACAAGUGGGUCGUCCAUUGGAAAACGGCUCAAGUCGUGGUGAUGCCGUCAAAAAAGAGCAUCCACAAAGACACGUUUGGUGCUUCUGUUCUCGUUGACGAGUGGCGACAUGAACGCGAAGAUCCGGGCCACCCACCACUUCUCAAAGUCCUCAGUUUCUUACAAACACUGUUGGAUGCGUCCUUCCUUCUGCUCCUCCAACACCAGCCGGCCCAUGCUGUCCUGCGACGCGUCAGCGAGCAUAUCGAGCCUGAACUGCGGCUGACAGAGCAGGUGGAUGCACUCAGAGGCCCAUUGGAGGUAUUCGCUCGGGCGCAAGCAAAGGCGGUACGGGAGGCCAAAGAAAAACAGAAUGGGAAAGAAGCUGAUAACUGGAGAGAAAGAAGACGACUGGUGCACGAAAGAACUGGGAUGGCAGUCGGUGCAUUGUAUCAGCUGGAAGAGCUGGUUUUAUAG
Mycena indigotica is the source of this 2214-nucleotide messenger RNA. RefSeq lists its product as uncharacterized. Gene Ontology annotation, molecular function: RNA binding. Gene Ontology annotation, biological process: maturation of SSU-rRNA. The record is from RefSeq and is a predicted model, not a curated record. The transcript is spliced from 7 exons. Bases 1 to 2214 code for a protein of 737 amino acids. NCBI's taxonomy places the organism in Eukaryota, Fungi, Basidiomycota, Agaricomycetes, Agaricales, Mycenaceae. Gene Ontology annotation, cellular component: nucleolus.